UAAUCUUCUUAGUCUUUCUAUAAACAAAAUUAAAAAUUUUCCUCAGACUGAUUUUGCCACUUAAAAGAAUUAACUUCUAUAUGCAACUCGCAUACAGAUAAUCUCUUCCUAAACAGAUUAACCUCUCUGUUUUUUUUUUUUUUUUGCAAUUCAAGGAAUGGCGCCAUCCUCCUCAAUCCAAUUCAUUGACACAGCACUUUCUUGCACCAGUACACCUUAUGCACUAUCUUACCCUGACCCUAAACAAAAAUGGAUCAUUAGGAAACACCUCCUUUCUCUAAUAAUUGACUACCCAACUUUUAAACCUUCCACCGAUACUUUCUUCCACAAUGAUGGCACUGCCGUCUACCUCCUCAACGCGGCCGGCAAUCUCCAUCUCGCCGGUAGUAAAUACACCCCCCCUGUGCCUCUCACCAUUUGGGUACAUGAGAACUAUCCUUACAUGCCUCCUAUUGUUGUCGUCUCACCAAAUGAUUCUAUGUCUCCGAUUCAUCAGAAUCACCCUUUUGUCGACCCUUAUUCUGGUGCCACCUCUUCUCCUUAUCUCCAAACCUGGAUAUUCCCUCGCUGUAACUUAACUGAACUUGUUCGUAAUCUUGUCAAGAUUUUCUCUCACGACCAUCCUUUUUUAACUCCCUCCCCUUCUUCUAGUUUGACUCACCCUUCUCUUGUCUCGAAGAUGGAGGCUCUUGACCGCCUUUCGGGUACGAUUCACUAUGAUAAGAUUGCAUUGAAGGCCAAGAACGAAGAAGAAAUGGAGGGGUUAUCAAGCUUACAAGUAGAACUGAUGAAGCGAAAUCACGUCGCGAGAAACAUGAUCAUUAGCCUUGAGAAAGAGAGAGGGAGCUUAAAGGAGAGAGCAACGGAGUUGAUGGAACAGGCUGAUGUGGUGAUGAAUUGGCUGAGAGUUAAUGAUGUUACAAUUGAAGGAGAUGGAAUGGAAGAUGCAUUCGAAGGCGAUGAUGAAGAGUCGAGAUCGGUGAUUGAUUGCUUGGCUGCAGAGAGGGCUAUUGAGGAUGUGAUAUAUGCAUUGGACAAGGCAGUAGAGGAAGGAGCAGUGCCUUGUUUUGAUGCAUAUCUUAGGCAAGUGAGACUCCUGGCAAGAGAGCAGUUCUACCAUAGAGCUAGGCUUGUAAAAUUAAGAGGUCCUGACAUACUCCUUUGGCCUGAUUGAUAUGCAAACAAGUACCACUUUCUUGGGAACAGCUGAAACUGUUGUGAUUAGAGGUCAUCAGGGUAAGUUAUGAAAUGUAGAAACAUUGUUGCAUUUGUUGUUUGUUCUUGGAGAGAAUCAAACCAUACAGGAAGAAAAAAAGUGUUGUUUGUAUAGUAAAUUAUUUAUGGUUUGAUCUGCUA
Molecule: messenger RNA, 1356 nt
Organism: Ricinus communis (castor bean)
Lineage: Eukaryota; Viridiplantae; Streptophyta; Magnoliopsida; Malpighiales; Euphorbiaceae
Product: protein ELC-like
Exons: 1
Coding region: 158-1174 (338 amino acids)
Biological process (GO): protein modification process; endosome to lysosome transport; protein transport
Cellular component (GO): ESCRT I complex
Molecular function (GO): ubiquitin binding
Source: RefSeq, a predicted model, not a curated record